Molecule: messenger RNA, 1230 nt
Organism: Arachis ipaensis
Lineage: Eukaryota; Viridiplantae; Streptophyta; Magnoliopsida; Fabales; Fabaceae
Product: vestitone reductase
Molecular function (GO): oxidoreductase activity, acting on the CH-OH group of donors, NAD or NADP as acceptor
Source: RefSeq, a predicted model, not a curated record
CCACUCUCACUCUUAAUAUGUGACUGUGAGGAAACAAAGAAUUAAGAAUGGAAGAAAGCAAAGGAAGAGUGUGUGUUACAGGGGGAACAGGUUUCAUUGGUUCAUGGAUAAUCAAGAAGCUUCUUGAAGAUGGUUACUCUGUUAAUACAACUGUCAGAUCAACCCCAGAACACAAGAAAGAUGUUAGUUUCCUCACCAACUUACCCGGAUCAUCCCAGAGGCUUCGAAUUCUCAGUGCCAAUCUCAGCGAACCAUCGAGUUUCAACGCAGCCAUUGAAGGUUGCAUUGGAGUUUUCCAUGUUGCCACCCCAUAUGACUUUGAAGACAAAGAAUCAGAACAAGUAUUAACACAAAGAUCCAUUGAUGGUGCACUAGGAAUUUUGAAAGCAUGCCUAAAUUCCAAGACUGUGAAGCGAGUUGUUUAUACUUCAAGUGCCUCUGCUGUUGUUAGUUCCAAUAACCAAGAACAUAACGAGGCGUUGGACGAAAGUGUCUGGAGUGAUGUCGAUUUCAUCAGAGCUUCGAAGGCUCCGGCUUCAUCGUACGCAGUCUCGAAGACACUAACGGAGAAGGCAGUGCUGAAAUUCGGAGAAGAGAACGGAUUGGAGGUUGUGACAAUUGUCCCAACUUUUGUUUUUGGACCCUUCAUUUGUCCUAAGCUUCCCGGCUCUGUUAGUGCUUCAUUGUCUAUGGUAUUUGGUGAAAAAACACUAUUUGGUUUGAUGCUUGAGAUACCUAUGGUGCAUGUGGAUGAUUUGGCAAGAGCACAUAUAUUUUUGCUUGAACAUCCAAAUCCUAUAGGGAGGUACAAUUGUUCAUGUUGUUUGGUCACUGCUGAAAGGAUGUCUCAGAUUGUUGCUACCAAAUACCCCGAGUUUCGUGGGCGGAUACCAUCUCUAAACUGGUUCAAACAAAUCGAAGGUACCAGGAUGCCGAAUUUAUCAUCAAAGAAGCUCAUCGAUGCUGGAUUCGUGUACAAAUAUGGACUUGAAGAAAUGGUUGAUGAUGCAAUUCAAUGCUGCAAGAACAAGGGUUACUUGUGACUUUUGUGGGAUACAAUGCUGUAGACAUUGUAUCAGUUCAAACCAUUUAUUAUAUGUACAAACAAUAUAACUUGUUAUUAAUUAAAUAAUUUCAAGAUAGCUAUCAGUUUGUAGUGACUUGAAGUUGGAGUGAUAUGAAAGAGAUUAAGAAACUAUCCAUGGUAAUUCGCAAGCCUAAUAGGAAAAA